AUGGUCGGCCAGCCUGCACAUUCGCCUUGUGCAUUGGAGGUUGUUUGCUCAAGGACGACCUGUGGCGACGAGCUUUUCCUGUGCGGUGGGCACGAGAUUCUCGGCGCUUGGGAGGUCGGACGAGCCCUGAAGCUUUACACAGAGAAGGAGUCCUUUCCAGUCUGGAAGCUGCAGCUCCCUGCCACUCCCACUCUCGCAGGGGAAUUUAAGCUUCUAGUGAAACGACGCAAUGGCAACAUCGAGUGGGAGGGAGGCCAGAACCGUUUCUGGCCCUCACCUCUGCCCUCCGGACCCGGCGGACGGAUUCAUCUCCGCUUUGGGGAGCCGGGCUUGGACGUGCAUGCCACUGAGAUGCCCAAAGGCUACGAUUUCGACGACACUUCCACUUCGCUCCCUUCGGGCUCGCCUUGGUCGUCGCCUUCGUCGGAAAGCCGCCCGAUGCUUCCAUUAAAGCGGCAGCGUACGAAGAGUGACUGCGUCAGAUCACGGCUCAUCCAUGCUACUUCACUAGCGGACAUCACCCAGAAGGCCUGCAUAUGCGACCGCUACGAACUUGAGGAUGCCACUCUCGGCGAGGGUGCCUUCGGCACGGUGCGCAAGGCUCGAGAUCGAUCCCUUGGCACCAUGCGGGCCGUGAAGCGCAUCGACAAGGCAAAGUCCUUCGCUUUGGACGACGUUCGCAAGGAGAUCGAGAUGCUUCGUGAGAUGGAUCAUCCCAGCAUUGUGAGGCUUUAUGCCGCAUACGAGGACAACGUGAGCAUUUACCUUGUGAUGGAGCUCUGCGAGGGUGGAGAGCUCUUCGACCGCUUGAUCGAGGAAAGUCAUCUUACAGAGCCGGCAGUCCAGACCAUCAUGCGACAGGUCUUUGGUGCGGUAGCGCAUUGUCAUGACAAGCACAUAGUUCAUCGGGACUUGAAGCCAGAGAACUUUAUCUUGCAGAAGCGCGAUGCCCCUGUAGACAAAAAUCCUCUGAAACUGAUCGAUUUCGGACUGGCCGAGUAUUGUGAACCGGGAGACUUGAUGCACACAGCCUUCGGAACCGUCCUCUAUGUUGCACCCGAAGUCUUGCAAAAUCAAUACGACCGUGCUUGUGACAUCUGGAGCUGCGGCGUUAUGAUGUACUGCCUGCUGAGUGGAUCGCCACCGUUCCAUGGUUCCUCAGAUGCUGAAAUCAUGCACAGGGUAAUGAGGGGCAAAUUCUCGAUGAGGGGCACUCGCUGGUCUCCAGUGUCAGACAUGGCGAAGAAUCUCAUUGAGCAGUGUCUGAACAAGGAUCGGCAGAAAAGAAUCACCGCCACAGAUGCACUGAAUCACAUCUGGUUCCAGCGCCCGGCAGAAGCGCCUGGGAUGCCACUACAUCCAGACCUGCUGGCAAAUUUGAAAGCCUUUAGUACAGAGAACCGCUUCAAAAAGGCAGCCUUGACUGCGGCGGCCUAUCAACUUACCGAUGAGGAGCAGGAAGAAAUCCGCCAAACUUUCCAGAGGUUGGACAGCGACUGCGACGGGUUUGUGACACUUGAGGAUUUAAAGACGUGUUUUCAAGAAAGUGUCGAUCUCAGCCCGUUGCUGAACGUGGCAGAGGUCAUGGACAAUCUGGAUCAUAACCAAGACGGCCGACUGGAGUACACCGAGUUCAUCGCUGCAGCAAUGGAUCAGCGCCUUCAUAGGAACGAACAGCUGUGUUGGCGAGCUUUCAAAGCUUUCGACAGGGAUGGCGACAAUCGAAUCACGUAUCCCGAUUUGCAACACGUGCUGCAAGAUCCAGAUCUCCUACACGAAGUUCCGAACUGUCGGAGUGCGUGGCAGUACUUCCAAAAGAUGGACGUGGAUGGUGACGGCGAAGUAACCUUCGACGACUUCAUGCGGAUUACAGCUCCGAUAGCACAGCAUCCACAGAUGCUGCUUCCGAUCUUCCCAGUUUCCGACUUCGUGUCGCCUGGAAGGCUCGCGGUGGAUAUAGAGAUCAGCAACAGCUGUGCCAAAUCCGCACGCUUCCUCAAUUUUGCAUCGAACUGCAAGGAAUUCGUCUGCACAGAUGGAGCUUACCUUGGGAGAGCUCCUGCGGCUUUCGGCGAACGUUGCUAUGGCAUCAGGGAUCCGAAGGCGCCGCCGAAGCAUCUGACCUGGCGGGGCAGCUACGGUGGAACCAUCGAGCUGGAUGUCAACGGAUGCCUUGAGAAGGUGCAGAUUGAUGCGCUGCGAGGGCCGGUGAUUUUCCAGGCAGAUGGCACAACAACAUUUCUGGAGGAAACGAGCACUGUUUCCUGGCAGAGAAUCAACACAGCGGAUCAGAAGUUGCUGGCCCACAGAGCUGCCAGGAUCAACGUAACCAUGAAGGACCGUGUCGAGGAGCUCAAGGCGAUCGAAGCUGCGAAUGCUCUGUCUUCUGAGGAGCGAAUCCGUCUACGCUGUCACAAAGAGGUGGCGAGGCCGGUCAUUACUUGGCAGAGGAUCGGACACGAGCAGGUUCAACAGAACCACGAAAAGAAGUGCAAGGGCAUGACCUAUCACCUGGAGUUCCCCUGGUCAGAGGAGACACUCGAGAAGAUGGGCCCCCAAUGGCUCACCAAGGCGUUUCAUGCGGCUGGAACUCUCGACGAAAACAAUGCCGUGACGGAGCUGCUUCUUGAGAAGAAAGUCAAGGUCACAGCAGGAAACAAUGCCGGGAAGUUCCUCUUCGAGGUCAGGUAUAAGUGGCAGACACCGGACCUCCACACCAAGCUGUUUGCAAAGAUUCCGUUUCCACUGUCUGGCGCAACAAGCAGUGAUCGCUUGAGCAGUUCUGUGAACAAGCAGCCCAUGGACUUCUUCGAGAUCAAUGCCUAUCGUCUGUUAGAAGCUUCCAUGCCUGUGAAGACUCCCAAGUUCUACUUUGGAGAUAUCAGCAAUGAGUCCUCAAACUUUAUUCUCAUCACGGAGCGUGUGCCUUUCGCUGGUAUGCCGCCCUUGCAACGAUUCCAGAUUGAGGGUCCUUACGUCAAGUGCAAAGACCAUGAGAUGGGAGGAACUGACAAAGAGCAUUACUGCCUCCUGAUGAACGUGCAUGCCCGCAUUGCUGCAGCACAUAAAACGGGCAAGAUGGGCACCGAGGAAUUUUUGAGACAAAAUCUCAUGUACCAAGAUGCUUCUUUUUACUCUGCGCAGCCUGAGAAGGCCUCUGGAUUCCCAGUGCAAGCAGUUGCCGGUCAACUUCGGGUUGCCAUCAAGUUCUUCUCAGAGACGGCGAAGCUCCUUUAUCCGGACUACGUAACAACGCAGGCAUUUCAAGAGAAGUUCUUCAAUACCAUGAUGACGUCAAACGCAUACUCACAGGAGCUGACGCGCUGGAAGCUCAAGGAUGCGGACUUCGUGGCGCUGGGACAUCAGAACUUGAACAUUGACAAUGCAUACUUCUGGCGAGACGAUGACGACCGCCUCGACUGUGGCAUUUUCGACCUCGGAGGCUUCGGCGCCAGCCCCCUGCACCACCGCAUCUGGUGGGGACUCAACUGUGCUGAAUUUGAUCUGGUGGCCGAAUACUUGGAGGAGUAUUUGCAGCUCUUCAUCGACACGUACCAUUCUGCUGGUGGGCCACUCCUAGAUAAAGGGACGCUCAGAACAGGUGUGGUUCUCACGGCGCUCGAAAACAUGCAGUACAUGGUGGCUUCCAUACCCAACUGCAUGAAGAUGUGCAGCGCCAAAGAGUGGGCAACGAUCCAGGAUCCUAAGGAUCGCAGGAUAAACGAUGACAUCGGUGGGAAGAGUACCUUGAGGACUACCCUGAAGGUCCUGCUGAACGGCCUCCGAGUUCUUGAAGAGAUGAAGGCGGAUGAAGUACUGCAAGACUGGAUUGAUCAGGUUUAUGUCAAAGCACUUGGCCACACGCCCAAGACAACAUCGAUGAUCUUUGACAACGAAGCUUUCAAGGCAGCGUGA
This is a messenger RNA of Symbiodinium sp. CCMP2592, 3915 nucleotides long. NCBI's taxonomy places the organism in Eukaryota, Dinophyceae, Suessiales, Symbiodiniaceae. The record is from the annotation of a GenBank genome assembly.